This is a messenger RNA of Uranotaenia lowii, 1620 nucleotides long. RefSeq lists its product as uncharacterized. The coding region runs from base 199 to 1161 and encodes 320 amino acids. The transcript is spliced from 3 exons. Gene Ontology annotation, biological process: negative regulation of translation; oogenesis. Gene Ontology annotation, molecular function: zinc ion binding; mRNA binding. Gene Ontology annotation, cellular component: perinuclear region of cytoplasm. Lineage: Eukaryota; Metazoa; Arthropoda; Insecta; Diptera; Culicidae. The record is from RefSeq and is a predicted model, not a curated record.
UUUUUUUAAAUAUGGAGUACGCUUUGGAACCGCAUGUUCUGAUGCUUUUGUCGUUUUGUUUUUUGUAUAAUUAAGUAGAAAGUUGAAGAGAAUUAAAUCCGUGUGUUUUAUGACUAUUUUAAAUUAAUUUUUCCAUAUUUCACCUUUAUUAGAAAACUGUAUUUCUAAAACAAUAUCCCAAGUCGUCCGGUAGCCGAAAUGGAUAUCGAUGGUGGUGCUGAGAUGUCCGUAGAGAGCGAGAUGUAUGGCUUCAACCCAUUGAUGUACCACCGGUUUGGUUUCAAAAUCGGAAGCGGUGCCAAUAGCUGCCUGCUGGCGACACCAUCGGAUUCAUCGUUGUCUACUGGUGAAACGGAACCAUCAAGUUCGCCGAGACACUUCCCCAAUAGUUUUGAUUACCAUAACACGUCGUCGUCUCUGACGUCGCCCUCUAGCGGAUUUGGUUCCCCGGGUGGCAGUAGCUGCUGCUCGUUGGAGCAAACAUCGGAAUGGGCUAGAUAUGUACAGCAGAGUAUUAACAUCGAUCUGGAGGGGAUGACUCGGGAGCUGUUUGGUAGCCUGUUGAGGCGUCGGGAUGUAGACUCAAUUCGGCAGGAUUUCAUCCGCAAUGGCAUUGAUUCGUCGAUAGGUGAAAUGCCCAGAAUGCAUGUAGUAGGAGUAUGUGGCCAGAAGAAGUCACAGGCCCCAGUUGCUCCAUUGCCUCCGUCAAAGUGGCCCUUGGUCAGUGUAGAAAACCAACGAACAGUAUCUGUACCAUCUGCGGGAGAAGAUGAAAAACAAGAUGCAGUUGUCUCGAAGCCGGAGACCAAAGCUUCGAUGCGUCGACGUAAAUUGCAGAAAGAGAAUGAGGAUUAUUGUGUGUUCUGUUACAACAACGGAGAGGCCAAAGAUACCUAUAUGAGUCACGCUUGUCGGGAUGAGGAUGGUCUGGUGGAGUGUCCACAUCUGCGCCGAUAUGUGUGCCCGUACUGCAAAGCCACCGAUCGACAGGCUCAUACAAAGAAAUAUUGCCCAAAAAAACCGAUCAUCACGCCGGUCGAUCUGGAGAGAAUGGUAGUAGAGGGGACUACUUCCAGGAAUGGUUACAACAAAGAGAACAUGCAAGAUGCACCGUCCAAGUACUACCAUCUUCGGCAGGGCAAGCGCUCUCUGCGAUUCUAAAUGGAAGGCACUACUUUUUGUGUUAUCAUAUUCGAAUCGUUAUUUUUUGAAACUUUUUUUUUUUUUCUUAUUAUGUCUUUUAUCCAUACAAUCGGCGUUUGUUUUCGAACAAAUGAACUCAAGUGUGCCAGUUUCUAUAUUACGUAUAGAUUUCGGAAUGUUUUUUUUCUUUGAAUAACGAAGAAUUGUACCCAUACGUUGCCCCAUAGGAAAAGCAAAACUUUGCCGAGCAGAAAACCGUUGUUAACGGCGGCGCUAUCGAAGAAUGGUGAUGAUAGAAAAUGGUAUCGUCCGUUCCGUGUUUUUUUACAUUGUUUAACUGAUGUAUUCGAACUUUUUUGUUUUUGUAACUCAUUUUAUUAUUUUUUAUAAGAUAAAAAUGUGAAUGAUGUCUACAUAUUGAAUGAAAUAUGAUCAAACUUGAAGUAAACUUCAAAUAGUAAUUUCUAUCAACCUACU